CUUCCAAACAACGGCGACCCUUCACGUCCCCACCACCCCAACGCAGCUUUCUCUCCACAGCCCAAACUGCACAACUCCGACCACUCUCAACAGCCCACACCACGCAACUACCCCUAUGCUUCUCAUCCCAACUCUGCCGAACGCCUCUCCGCUCGCCUUCCCGUACACCCCUGUCUACCCAACUCUCCCUCUCUUCGAUUCCUCUGUCUCCGCAUCCAACCCUUCCACCUCCACCACUAAUUCCAGCUUCUUCUCAACCAGAACCCCUCCUUUCCUCCAGACCCCUCCUCGAUUCAAGCGGCUUCACCGUCAACUCGACUGCGAGAAUGGCAACAACAAUAGCUUUAAUUUUUGGCAAUACCACCGCCACCACACUAACGAGUACCAGAAUUUGGGCGAGUCCAGUGGUGGAAGCGGAUUGUUAGAGGAUUUGUUGGAGGAGGCUCAGGCAAUGGCAGGCAGCAGCGAUGGUUUUGGGAGGCAGACUUGCUUCAGCUCGCAAGAGGAGAAGCAAGUCCUGGAUGGGUUCAGCCCUUGGGGAGAUUCAAGCUCUGACAAUGUUAUCCCUUCUCCCAUGCAAGUUCAUGAGUGGUACACCGGGGAUGGUAGGGAGGCCUCUAACGGGCAAUCUUUCGUAGUGACGGAUGAUAAUCUUGGGCCCGAUAUGCAUCAAUUAGCAUCUCUAUGUCCCAUGGACACCACAGCUGACCAUGGAAGGGUCCCUAGCUGGGACAACUUCCCUGGAAUUCGCUGACAUGCACAACUCAUGUAAACAGAAAAGGUGGAUGGGCUUUACAUUUUGUUCUGUCUUUGCUGAUAUAUAUGAUACUUUUUUGUAUUUGGUUUGAUUGUAUAUUCUGUAAUAAAGAUAAUAAAAUAAGAAUCCUGAU
Messenger RNA from Rubroshorea leprosula, 890 nucleotides. NCBI's taxonomy places the organism in Eukaryota, Viridiplantae, Streptophyta, Magnoliopsida, Malvales, Dipterocarpaceae. The record is from the annotation of a GenBank genome assembly.